UGGGUGCCAACAUGACACUAAGCAUUGGAGAACGACUUUAUAUUCUAUUUCACCAAGUUAUGUUUUUAUUGACUGGACUGAUGACUACUUUGGGUUGUCAAUGGUUAUUCUAUAAAGGUGCUGCUACUGGGGAUAGUUAUUUGACCCAAUUAUCACAAUAUCUUGGUAUGAUCUUGGUUGGAUUGCUUAUUCCUUCUCUAUUGAAAAGAAAAUCCCAAACUUACUCUAGACUGGCGACUCAUGAAGAAUCAAUCCGUAUGGAAUCACUAGAUGAUAAUGAUAGGAAUAAUGAAAAGGCAACAAUAUAUGUGGAAGGUGCUGUACCUCAUUCUUCACUUUUGAAGAUGGCAAUAUUAGAUGUCGUUGCGAAUUUUUGCGUUACUCUUGGGUUUAGUUUGAUUGGUAGUGGGAUGUAUCAAGUUAUCUAUUCUAGUGUAGUAAUAUGGUGCGCUAUUUUAACUUACUUUUUGAUGGAUCGAACACUGACCAAAGUACAAUGGUUUUCUAUCUUUGGUACAAGUGCUGGUUUGGCUAUUUGCUCACUUGGAAAUAUGAAUAGUUCAGACCUUGAUUCAAGCAAUGGCUUUCUUCUUAUGUUUGGUACACUGAUGACAUUGGGUGGAACCUUUUUCUAUUCGUGUAUUUAUGUGUAUUCGGAUUACAUGUUAUCAAAACAAGAUCCACCUCCUCUACCAGCGCGUAUUUGUUGUUACAUUGGGAUGUACUCAACAGUGAUAUCAUUGAUAUGGAUUUCUAUUUACACUUUGCCUCGUUAUGAUCAGCUGAUUCAUAUUGAUGAUAAUACAUCCAACCAAGUCGUUUGGGGAAUGUAUCUACUUGUGACCGUUGCUAACGGAACUCAUUCUUGGAAUUAUUAUGAAUUGAUUGAUCGAACUGGAAGUGUGGCAACUGGUAUUCUACAAGGACUUCGAGCAGUGAUUGUUUAUGGAUUGAGUCAUGCGUGGUAUUGCUCUAGUGAUUCUGCUCAAUGUUUCACUGUAUAUAAAGGGUUUGGGUCCCUUAUGGUCAUAUUAUGUGUUUUACUUUUCACUAUUGGUGGCAAUGGAUUAUCCAAGUGAUGGACAUCUUUUUUUAGUCUAGUUAGUAUAGAUCUAUUUUUAUACCCUCCGCUUCAUUUUUUUUUUUAUCAUCAUCAUCAUCUACCCUUUUUUUAUCUGAAAAUAAAAAAGAAUCAUUGCUAUAAAAGAAAAA
Molecule: messenger RNA, 1212 nt
Organism: Halteromyces radiatus
Lineage: Eukaryota; Fungi; Mucoromycota; Mucoromycetes; Mucorales; Cunninghamellaceae
Exons: 8
Coding region: 12-1079 (355 amino acids)
Cellular component (GO): membrane
Source: RefSeq, a predicted model, not a curated record